AGAAAAAAAAGAGAAGCAAGAAAAAGCAAAUUAAGAAAGAGAAAGAAAAUCUGUUUAAAAUAAGAAUGGUUAAUUGGUUCAUCUAUUUGCCACUUCUCCCUCUGAUUGUCUUUCUUGGAAAUACUCCUGUUUCACAUUCUGAGAUUAUAUCAUCAUGGUUCCGCCAACAACCUGAUUCAGCUGAUGACUAUGACGCUGAAUACAGCACCGACUAUAUAGAGCCAGCAGGGAGUGAAAUCAGAUUUAGUUUCUUUGACUCUGAUUGGAUAUAUGAAUUCUUCACUCAUGAUGUAAAUCCCUGCCAGACAAACCCAUGUCAGAAUAAUGGAAUCUGUAAAAGGAACAGAAACAGCUAUAUCUGUACCUGCCCUGAACCAUACACAGGAUCGAAGUGUGACCGUGUGAAAAAUACAUGCCAAAGAAUCAGCUGCAAUCAAGGAGAAUGUCUGAUUAUGUUAAGAGCACCUUAUUAUCAAUGCAGUUGUAGAUACCCUUAUAAACCACCAUUAUGUAAUAAAGCAUCCUCAGCUUGUCGACCAAAUCCUUGUAAAAAUGGAGGCACCUGUCAGAAGCAUCGCUUAAGGUUUAGAUUCAGCUGCAACUGCCCUGAAGGUUUCAGAGGAAAAUUUUGUGAACUAGGAACUGAAGACUGCUUUGAAGAAAAUGGCCACGCAUACAGAGGAAAUGUUAGUCAAACAAUCCUCCAAAAAAGAUGCCUUCACUGGAAUUCUCAUUUUCUUUUGGACAGUAGUUACAACGCAUUUAUGGAACAUGCUGACUAUUAUGGCCUUGGUGAUCAUAACUUCUGCAGGAAUCCAGAUGGUGAUGACAAACCCUGGUGCUUUGUCACUGUGAAUAACAAAUUGAAGUGGGAUUUCUGUGAUGUCCCCCCAUGCUUGUCAACAGCAAAGUUCUCUAGGAAUAUAACAACCUCCUUCAAGAAUCCUGCAAUAGAUAAUACAUCCAGAACAUGUGGGAAAGCAGAAAUAAUAAGACCAUUCAAGAGAAUCUAUGGAGGUGUCAAGUCAACUCCUGGCAAGCAUCCAUGGCAAGCUUCUCUUCAGAGGAAGUUUUCAGCGGGUAUGCCAAAGGAACAUUAUUGUGGAGGAGUAUUGAUUGAGCCAUGCUGGGUUCUUACUGCAGCACACUGUAUCACAACAGAAGCACACAACCUCCAGGUGUCCCUUGGAGAACAGAAUCUCAAUAGGAAAGAGGCUCAUGAACAGAAGUUUGAUGUAGACAAGAUCAUUAAACAUGGACAUUAUACAGAGCAAGAUGGCAUCCCAUACAAUGAUAUUGCUUUGCUGAAAUUAAAGCCAAUUGAUGGGCACUGUGCUGUGGAAACAAGUUACGUUAAAUCAGUGUGCUUGCCUGACUUUACGUUCCCUGAUAACACAGAAUGUUACAUAUCAGGCUGGGGAGAAACAGAAACAAGUGAAUCAUCUCAUCAACUAUUAGAUGCCAAAGUAAAACUGAUUUCCCAAAGGCAGUGUAAUGCACCAAAUGCGUAUAAUAGCAGAGUGGCAGAAAGCAUGUUUUGUGCUGGAAGUCUUCAGAGAACAAGAGCAGAUACUUGUCAGGGCGAUUCAGGAGGUCCUUUAACAUGUGUUACCAAUGGAACUUACUAUAUUUAUGGAAUUGUGAGCUGGGGAGAUCAGUGUGGAUUAAAAAAUAAACCAGGAGUUUAUACACGGGUGACAAGAUUUCUCAACUGGAUCAGAACAAAAAUUAAACACGAGUCUAAUUUUCACAACUAAGAAUGGUAGUCAUGAAGGUGGGAAGAAUGGUAGUUCAAAACUUCUGCUGCAUCAGGAUUCAAUUGGACUUGUUGGGCUCCUUCUGUUAUUUUUUCCUGCAAUCACAAUAGAUUCAGAAUAUUAUCUCCUCACAAAGACUAUUGUGUCAUUCCAUUUUUAACAAUUAUACUGAACAAUAUAUCAUAUUCUAAGUAGAAGAAAUAAUAUCCCAAAGCUGCCUUUCUAGGUUGGGUACUUUGACUGUAUAAAACUGCUUAUAAUGGAUUUAUAGCUUGGUUAUUUCAAAUUUCUUCCAAUGAUAACCCACAGAUCUUUAUGACUGCAAUAAAGAUUUUCAAGUAGUGGUUUAGAUCCAAACCAGCUGAAAUGCUGAGAUGUUCACAGACCUAUGGUAUAUGUUCAGCUGUCUUUUUUUCCAAUUAUAGUUUAGGGGAUGACCCAAAUGCAUAUUGGAAUAAGACUUGGUCCUAACAGAUCCAACGCAUCUGUGCUACCCAAAUAUGAUUACCUGCAUCAGAAUAUUUCACCAUAACUCUACCAAAAGCUCAUGAAACUAAUUUUCCUUUUGCUGGAAUAAAAGGAACUGUAUUCCAUGGCCAUUCACCUUCCUAUUGUGGCUCUGUAGUAGAGGCUGGACUAUCCAAUACAAUAUUUAGUGUGCUUGAUUUCUAAAAUUUAUAACAAAUUUUCAGCUGAAAAAUUAACAUGGUAAAAGCUAGCAAAUUAGUAUUUUUUUCCCUCACUCGUGCUUAGGCUACCCA
This is a messenger RNA of Crotalus tigris (Tiger rattlesnake), 2518 nucleotides long. It is a transcript of the gene HABP2, whose product is annotated as hyaluronan binding protein 2. The transcript is spliced from 14 exons. NCBI's taxonomy places the organism in Eukaryota, Metazoa, Chordata, Lepidosauria, Squamata, Viperidae. Bases 66 to 1757 code for a protein of 563 amino acids. Gene Ontology annotation, molecular function: calcium ion binding; serine-type endopeptidase activity. The record is from RefSeq and is a predicted model, not a curated record. Gene Ontology annotation, biological process: blood coagulation; proteolysis.